AUGAGAUAUGAAGGAGUGAGACCUAACUCGUCUACUUUCGUUGGGCUGCUUUCAGUAUACCCUGCAUCUGGUUCUAUGCACGGAGUUCGAUAUGUUACUAGUUUGAUUGAAGAGGAGAAGCUAGAACUGGAUGUGGUUCUUGGAACAGCUCUUGUUGAUGUGUAUGCGAAAUGUGGCUUUCUAGACGAGGCCAUGGAAAUAUUUGAGAGGAUGGAAAGUAAAGAUGUGAAAUCAUGGACAGCUGUGAUUUCGGGUCAUGGAAUUCAUGGGCAGCCAAUGAAAGCCAUAAGGCUUUACAAUAGGAUGGAGAGUGAGGGGUUUAGACCAAAUGAAGUCACCUUUUUGGCAAUUCUUACUGCUUGUAGUCAUGGAGGACUUGUUACCGAGGGGAUUGAAUUUUUUAAGUGCAUGGUUCAGGAACAUGGCCUUUCACCUCGGGUUGAGCAUUAUGGAUGCCUUAUUGAUCUCUUGGGUCGAGCAGGAAUGCUGCACGAAGCAUUUGAGCUAAUCAAGAGCUUGCCCAUUAAGGGUGAUGCUACUUCAUGGCGCACACUGCUUUCUGCUUGA
Vicia villosa (hairy vetch) is the source of this 567-nucleotide messenger RNA. Its product is annotated as pentatricopeptide repeat-containing protein At1g26900, mitochondrial-like. Bases 1 to 567 code for a protein of 188 amino acids. The transcript has a single exon. NCBI's taxonomy places the organism in Eukaryota, Viridiplantae, Streptophyta, Magnoliopsida, Fabales, Fabaceae. Gene Ontology annotation, biological process: RNA modification. Gene Ontology annotation, molecular function: RNA binding; protein binding. The record is from RefSeq and is a predicted model, not a curated record.